This is a messenger RNA of Leptosia nina, 2166 nucleotides long. NCBI's taxonomy places the organism in Eukaryota, Metazoa, Arthropoda, Insecta, Lepidoptera, Pieridae. The record is from the annotation of a GenBank genome assembly.
AUGGCGAACACAGCACAAUUGAUUCGUCGACAAAGCUCGCGGGAUUUAUAUGCCCAACGCUCCUUGGAACGCAUGGAGAUGAAAGAACUACGUGGUCGACUUGUAAACAUGGAAAACGGUCAUCCCUCCCAUCGAGCCCACGUUAUGUACGGUGCGACAAACCAGGCCUUCGAAGACACAAGCCCGAGGCAAGCAUCAGAAACACCGAGUAAGGAAAGCUCCGUAGAAGAAAAGGCUUUUAAGCCCGAAAACGGAGAAACAGAAAGAGAGUCGUGGGAUAGCAAGUUGACCUUUCUCUUAGCUACCGUUGGGUAUGCCGUGGGAUUGGGUAAUGUGUGGAGGUUCCCUUACCUCGCGCAGAAGAAUGGUGGUGGUGCAUUUCUGAUACCUUACUUUGUGAUGCUUGCAAUUGAGGGGAUACCAAUAUUUUACCUAGAACUAGCCAUCGGACAGCGCCUCCGGAAGGGUGCGAUUGGGGUCUGGCAUCAGGUGUCUCCGUAUUUAGGCGGUAUCGGGAUCAGUUCAGCUGUGGUCUCUUUUAAUGUGGCAUUGUACUACAAUUCCAUAAUAGCGUGGUGUUUGUUCUACUUCGCUCAGAGCUUCCAAGCUGAGCUGCCGUGGUCCGAGUGUCCGAAGAAGUACUUCAAAAAUGGUUCCUAUAUUACUGAACCCGAAUGUGCUGCGAGCAGUCCCACCCAAUAUUUUUGGUACAGAACCACUUUACAAAUAUCAGAAGACAUUAAUUAUCCGGAAACGUUUAAUUACAAGAUAGCUCUCGCCCUCAUCAUCGCCUGGAUCCUAGUAUACAUGUGCAUGAUAAAAGGAAUCGCGUCUUCAGGAAAAGUGGUUUACGUAACUGCUACUUUUCCAUACAUAGUACUAGUAAUAUUCUUCUUCAGAGGUAUAACUUUGAAAGGAAUGAGUGAUGGCCUAAUACAUUUAUUUACACCGAAGUGGGAGAGGAUCUUAGACCCCGUUGUCUGGUUGGAGGCGGGGACACAAAUAUUCUUCUCGCUUGGAUUAGCCUUCGGUGGCCUAAUCGCCUUCAGUUCAUAUAACCCUGUGGACAAUAACUGUUAUAGAGAUGCGAUAAUGGUCUCUAUGACUAACUGCUUAACGUCCAUGUUUGCUGGAAUCGUAGUAUUUUCGAUUAUCGGCUUCAAAGCCACUAUGGUGUACGAGAAAUGUUUGAGUUCAAGAAACGAGACUCUGUUAGAACUCUUCGGAUCGGGUUAUAGGAGUAUGGUUUUUCCUGAACCAGGAGACAAUGUGACUGUUAGGCUAAAUGGGAGUCUGACGCGUUUGGUGAUGCCCCAUCUGCCGGAGUGUGACUUGCAGAAAGAACUGGAUAAUACCGCAUCUGGCACAGGCCUCGCCUUCAUAAUAUUUACAGAAGCUAUUAAUCAAUUCCCCGGAGCCCAAUUCUGGUCCGUGCUAUUCUUUCUCAUGCUGUUCACGCUGGGGAUCGACUCUCAAUUCGGGACGUUAGAAGGAGUCGUCACCUCCAUCGUAGACAUGAAGCUAUUCCCAAAUCUACGAAAGGAAUAUUUAACUGGGGGGAUUUGCUUACUAUGCUGUCUUCUAUCUAUGGGUUUCGCACACGGAGCGGGUAGUUACAUAUUUCUUCUCUUCGACAUGUACAGUGGAAAUUUCCCGCUAUUGAUAAUAGCGCUGUUCGAAUGUAUCGGCAUAUCUUACGUAUAUGGAGUUAAGAGAUUCGCUGACGAUAUUGAAUCAAUGACGGGCCAACGACCUGGCAUAUACUGGCUUAUAUGUUGGAAGUAUCUAUCACCUUUAGCCAUGAUUUCAAUACUCAUAUCAUCGUUCGCUGAACUGGCUGUUGAAGGUUCGGGCUAUGACGCCUGGAUUAGCUCAGAAGGGGAUACUGUAAGGAAGCCUUGGCCUGUUUGGGCGAUUUUGCUAGUGUUGGUCUUGGUCUUGGCAUCUGUACUGUGGAUUCCUGGUUUAGCUAUUUGCAGAUACUUCGGAAUACAAGUGAUAGAAGACGAAGAACGCGCCUGGUUCCCGGCUGAAGAUCUACGUGAUUUCCAUGGCAUAGAGCCGCAUACCGUCUCUACUUUGGAGACAAUUUUAUUCUGCACGAGACCAGAUGGUACCGAUGGUUGUUGCUGGCCAGGCUGUUGCGAAACAGAUGAUGAUGAGUAG